Messenger RNA from Microthlaspi erraticum, 360 nucleotides. Lineage: Eukaryota; Viridiplantae; Streptophyta; Magnoliopsida; Brassicales; Brassicaceae. The record is from the annotation of a GenBank genome assembly.
AUGGUCGAAACCCUAAUCUCCUCCCUCUCGAAAGCGAUUAUCGCCGUUACGGGAUUCUUCUCUCCUUCUCUUCACACCCACCCAACUCGACUCUUCCAUUCUUCUCCUCCUUCUUCUCUCUUCCGCCGACUCGUCGUUCGCUCUACGCCGCUCGUUCUUCUCCCCGCCGCAGAAUCUCACUUCUCUAUUCUUCUCUCCGCCGGUUUCUCGUCGUUCUCUCUACCACCGAUUCGCCCUUCUCUCCGCCGCCUCGUCCUUCGCUCCACUGCCGCUCGUUCUUCUCUCCGCCGCCGUUCCGCCGAUUCUCGCAUCGCCAUGUUAGGCACUGUAGCCACUAGCCAAACCGCUUACUUCAACUGA